This is a messenger RNA of Aricia agestis (brown argus), 965 nucleotides long. It is a transcript of the gene Tsen34, whose product is annotated as tRNA-splicing endonuclease subunit Sen34. Gene Ontology annotation, biological process: tRNA-type intron splice site recognition and cleavage; tRNA splicing, via endonucleolytic cleavage and ligation. Bases 93 to 938 code for a protein of 281 amino acids. The record is from RefSeq and is a predicted model, not a curated record. The transcript is spliced from 7 exons. NCBI's taxonomy places the organism in Eukaryota, Metazoa, Arthropoda, Insecta, Lepidoptera, Lycaenidae. Gene Ontology annotation, cellular component: tRNA-intron endonuclease complex. Gene Ontology annotation, molecular function: nucleic acid binding; tRNA-intron lyase activity.
UGAAGAUAAUUUUUGUUAAAUUAUUUUGUUCAGAUGAUGUCUUGAUGAUUUAUUGAUUAUUUAUUUGAAAUGUGUAUUGAAUUAAAAUUAAUAUGAUAUCAUUAUAUGUCGAUAAAGGCGUAGCUUAUGUUUGGAACUCUGAAGAUUGGAAUAUAUUGCGUUCCAAUCACCGGAUAUGUGGUGCACUUAUAGGUUCUGUUGCUUCAUUUCCUAGACAAAAUGACUUUCAAGGUUUGCCAAUGGCACUCAUGUCAGAAGAAGCAGCACUGCUUGUAGAAAAAGGAAUUUGUCAACUGGUUGAACUACCUCAUUUAAAUUAUAACACGGAUGAAAAGGAAAAAGAAAAGCUGCAACUACUGCAAAACAAACAAUUGGAAGAGCAGCAUGAAGCUCUACGGAAAAGAAAAAUAGAGCAAAUAACUCAGAAGAUUGAUAUAAUACUAGCAGGGAAAAAACAAAAGAUGUUGUCAAAAGGAAUAAAAAAUGUUAACCUUAAUAGGGAAGCACUGUUGCAAGAGGAAAUUGAGAAAUUGUCUAAAGUUGCACCCGCUCAUAUGUUAGUACAUUUGCCAACAGAACAUUAUACAGAUACAGUCAGAAAAUAUGUCAAAAUAGAUGUUCUGUGUCCAAGUGUGUUAGAACCUGCAGGUGCUAGUAAAUUUGCUAUAUUUAAGGAUUUGUGGGGACAGGGAUACUACAUAACAAGUGGCUCAAAGUUUGGCUCAAACUAUCUUGUGUAUCCAGGUGAUCCAGUACGGUUUCACGCAAUGUACAUGGUAAAAUGUGUCGAGACAGAAAAAACAUUCAAACCAAGAGAAUUUGUGGCUUUCGGUCGCUUGUCUGUAGCAGUUAACAAAAUGGCUGUGCUGGCAUUUCAUAACACCUAUGGCAAAGUUGAAUAUCAAACAUUGCAAUGGCAUGAUAGUUUGUAUGGAUAAAUAAAUAUUUAUUAUAAAAUAUACUUA